AUGGGAGGCUUGAAAAGGAAUAGAAUAUUCAAAUCCAAGGGUAUCAAGGGUUGGGGGUUGUUGACCUUUCUCGGAGGCUCUAUAGUUCCUCAGUCACAGAGGGAAAUAAAAAGGGAAGUGCAAGUAGACCAAAACUUCCAAGGUCGUCUGACACCUAGACUAACUCAUACUAACACAAGGCUCCCCCUUGCACCCACACCAUCGCAGCCACGUGUACUCUCACCCCUAUACAUGGUCGCCAUAGCAACGCAGCAUCCUACUUCCACGCCCACUACCCCGGGGGCGAACUCUCAAGAUAUUACGCCCUACUUCGUCCGCAUUGGCGAACUAAAGGGGUGUACGCCGUACGCUUGUGUGGGCCCGUUUAACCGGAGCUCUCGUGAAAUUCCAUUUUGA
This is a messenger RNA of Pieris macdunnoughi, 396 nucleotides long. NCBI's taxonomy places the organism in Eukaryota, Metazoa, Arthropoda, Insecta, Lepidoptera, Pieridae. The record is from the annotation of a GenBank genome assembly.